Messenger RNA from Ectocarpus siliculosus, 2130 nucleotides. NCBI's taxonomy places the organism in Eukaryota, Phaeophyceae, Ectocarpales, Ectocarpaceae. The record is from the annotation of a GenBank genome assembly.
AUGUCUGAAAACGGCUUUCCGUAUGGGUCCAUGACCCACCCAGAUGGGCAGCAAAAUCCUCCUCCGCAGCGGGCUCCGCCUGGCGAUGGCGCCAGCGGUGGGGGCGGGAGCGGCAGCGGGAGCGCCCAACCGAUGAUCUUCCAGGAGGUUGCUGGUCGUGGGGCUGCCUUCACGAGCAUUAGCGAUCCGGCUGGCGUGAUGCUGCAGCAGCAUCAGAUCCAACUUGCAGCGGCGACGCCCCCAGCAGCCUCUGCCGCUGCCGCCGCGGCAGCGGCAGCAGUCGGCGUACCCACUGCUGUCCUCCAUGGCGGUGUCCACAUCCCUCCGCUCCCCAACGCACUGCUGAGCGGAAACGGCGGCAGCAACGGCAUCGGCGGCAUGAAUCCCGACCUCGGCGAGCACGUCUUCCCUGCUCAUCAGCUCUUUCACGCCGCUGCCGCUGCUGCCGCCGCUGCCGCUGGUGACGGCGGCGGUGGCGGCACGGGAGGCAUGCCCGGCCCCGGAAAAUCAGCAGCAUCAACGAUAUCGGAAGGGGUGGCGUCGGCGGUGACUGGCGGGUGGUUCAUCAGCGAACCGGGAGCGGGAGGAGAGCCGGGAGCAGCGGGGGUCGGAGACCCCGUGGUGAUACCGGUGUCGCUUACCCCGCAGGAGCUCGCCGCUCGGAAGGAAAUGAUCAGCGCGGAGACGCGGAAGCAGCUCGGGGUGCUCCAGGACCUGAGGGCGAAGCACGCCGGCAAGAGGGGCCGAUACAACUCGGCUGACCAAAGAGUGAAGGACGACGCGGAGAGGGCUAUGGCCGACCUCCGGGUCAACAUCAUGCCGCACGAACGCCAGGCCAUGUCGAAACCCGUCGCCGACGGCGGCGCCAAGAGCGGCAAGAAGAGGAAGAAGUCCUCCAACGGAAAGGCGUCGAGGGCGGGGGAGGCUGCCUGCGGAGAUCCGUAUCUGGCCAACGGAUCUGGCUCCGCCAUGGGGGGCUGCUGGGAAGACGAGGAAGAGGACAAGGAAGACGACGACGACGACAACGACGACGACGGGGACGGGGAAGGGGAGGGAGAGGAGGGGGAGGGGGAAGACGAGGGGGGGACGGGCGACCGCUCGAGAGAUUCGGCCACCAUUCCUCCUCACGCAAAGAAACGACUCCAGCAGAUCAAGCUGCUGUGUAAAAGAGGAUACCUGUCCAGGGCGUACUCGUGCGUAUUCUACCCCAAGGGACCCUCGGCGUCGGAAGUGAAGGCAGGGGCGGGGGCCGGGGGUGGGGCAAGAGCUUCACCGGUGGGCGAGGCGAAAGGGAGCGGCGGCGGCGGCGGCGGUGGCGGGCUUCCGGCCCCGGUAAUCUACGUAGAGGCGCCUCACAUGUACUACCAAGGGAAGGUGCCCAAGAUGCCGCCGUGUCCGAGGCAUGGCUGGCAGCCGGAGGGCGAGGUCGAGUCGAAGGGGUGGACCAAAGGCCGGCGCGUAUCGGGCGUGCUAGAAGACGCCUUUCUGCUGGGCACGAAGCACGUGUGCAAGCUGUGCAAACAGAACCGGCUGGCGCUGGAGGAGAGCCUCAUGGCCUGCCCCCCCGCCGCUGACGACGCCGAGCGGCGGCGGCGCAAGGAGAUCCUCCGCAAGAGCAGCUACGUCUUCCGCUCCUACGACCCGGAGGUGUCGAGGAUGUACGCGCAGCGGUACCCGUGGAUGGCGUCACAGACAUCGUCUUUCGUCUUCACCAAGAAGAAGGCCAUGACGCACGAGCUCGCGCUGCUGCUGAGGCAGAUGCAGGGACCCGGCGCCCCAUCUGCGAAGUCGCCGCGGACGGCGGCGGAACGCGAGAUUCAGGUGCGCCAGGCCAUCGAGCGGGUUCGGCAGGCGCAAGUGGCUCUCGCCGCGGAGAUCGACGCCGAGCACCGCGCCGCCAUGCCGGCACUUUUCCAACCGGCACAGGUUCCGCCGCCGCCACUGCCAGCGGCGCCAGCGCCGGCGGCACCGGUGGGACCAGGGCCGGUCGCACCACCACCGUCACCAUUACCCCCCACCACCGGCGAAAGCAGCAGCGGCGGCAAAGGCGACGGUGACGGCGGGGGCAGUGGAGGCCGUCGCGCCAGGAAGGGGGUCGGACACCUUGCUGUCGCCGGUGCCGUCUCCUGA